AUGCUCAAGGAGGAGCAUGAGAUGGCUGUACUUGGGGCACACCAGAGCUGGGCUCCUUUGACAACCACCAUGAUCAACAUCCACAGUGAGACGUCUAUGCCCAACUACGUCAUCUGGUCCCUGUUCAACACAAUCUUCACAAACUUGGGCCGCCUGGGCUUUGUGGCAUUGGCCUACUCCAUGAAUUCUAGGGACUGGAAGAUGGUGGAUGACAUGAUUGGGGCCCAGGCCUAUGCCUCCACCACCAAGUGUCUGAACAUCUGGGCCCUGGUGAUGAAUGUGUUAAUUAAUCUUAUUGUGAUACUCAUUUUGUAA
This is a messenger RNA of Mirounga angustirostris (Northern elephant seal), 315 nucleotides long. RefSeq names its product interferon-induced transmembrane protein 3-like. The transcript has 2 exons. Gene Ontology annotation, biological process: response to type II interferon; type I interferon-mediated signaling pathway; response to interferon-beta. Lineage: Eukaryota; Metazoa; Chordata; Mammalia; Carnivora; Phocidae. Gene Ontology annotation, cellular component: plasma membrane. The record is from RefSeq and is a predicted model, not a curated record. Bases 1 to 315 code for a protein of 104 amino acids.